This is a messenger RNA of Labeo rohita (rohu), 8603 nucleotides long. RefSeq names its product FERM domain containing 3 (gene frmd3). The record is from RefSeq and is a predicted model, not a curated record. Lineage: Eukaryota; Metazoa; Chordata; Actinopteri; Cypriniformes; Cyprinidae. The transcript has 14 exons. Gene Ontology annotation, cellular component: cytoskeleton. Gene Ontology annotation, molecular function: cytoskeletal protein binding. The coding region runs from base 1155 to 2960 and encodes 601 amino acids.
UCAGAAAGUUGCUUAAGAAAAUGAGAACAUAUUACAUUCGUGUUCAGUAGUACUUCUCACAAUUUACUCAUGUAGUGUGUAAUAUCAAACUGUUAAUCUGUGCACCAGGUUUGGACAUUUUCCUGCAGGUUACAUCGCUGUACCAGUAGAUGGCGACAAAGUCUUAAUGAAUCUAACCAGUCUUUAUGAAUGAUUCAUUGAAUUAUUCAUUAAACCCAUUCUUCUGAUUUGAAGUACUGCUAUUCAUAUACCAUAGUACAAAAGGUGCACAUGUGGUUAAUUGUCUAAAAUUCAGAAAAUAAUUAAUUUGAAAGAAUUAAUUGGUAACCCUGCUGGAAUUCUAAUGGUUUCCACUAGAAAUACCAUUACAAAAAUUACAAACCAUCAAAUUUUAACUAUUAAGUCCAUUAAAAAUGGUGUUCUGUAGUUUGUUUUGGGACAUACUCCAUUUGGAUUUAAUGGUUUUAACAAGCCACCAGCAACCAAUUACCAGUAGAGACCAUUAAAACCAGUACAAUUCCCAUAAUAACCAGUAACACCAUUACAAAUUAUGUGGAAAAUUCUAUAGGAAUUUCCAUUACUUACGUGUGUUUAUUUUGGUAUAUUUAUUAUUUUAAAUCUAGAAAUCACAAUGACUGGUUUUCCAUUAUCGUAGAAACCUUUAAUAAAAAAGCCCCCCUACAAAAGAAAAGAGUAGGUAUUGUUGCCUACUAUAAUUAGUCUACACAAUAUUUUGUUACCACUGUAAAGCCAGCAACAUUAUAGUAUGAACCACAGUGAAACGAAACAAAUAAAUAAACUUUAAAAGCUCAAUCCCAUAUGAAUCUAUUCUUAAGGGUUCUACAAAUAGUAACUAUUAAAUUUAGGCGGCAACUCCCGUUGUUAUGGCAACACAUUGUGUGUAGCUGUCGAUCCCAGGUGAAUCCUGCUGAUAUCGCUGAUGGGAUUGAACUGAUGGAGGGAGGCAGGCGCGCGCGCUCGCGUUCUGCAGGGAGGGGGAGAGAAGCAAAAAGGGGGAUCGUUCUCCCGGUCAUAUAACGCGACAUCUCUCUUUCCUCCUCUCCGCUGGCGACAUAAGCGACGCGUAACCGACACCCCGUGCUCCUCUCCCAAACCAAAGGCGCUUUUUGCUUUGCUAUGCGGAACCAAGAGCCAUGAAAAUGCUUCGAUUCCGGAGUCCGAGCAUCUCCUCCCUCACGCAGGAGGUCCAGUGCACGGUUCGGCUGCUCGACGACUCCGAGAUCUCGUGCAGCAUCCAGAGAGACACUAAAGGGCAGUUUCUCUUGGAUCACGUGUGUAAUCACUACAGCCUGCUGGAGAAGGAUUACUUUGGCAUCAGAUAUGUGGAUCCAGAGAAACAAAGGCAUUGGUUGGACCCGAGCAAACCGGUUGUGAAACAGAUGAAGUGUCAGCAGCCGUACACUAUGUGCUUCAGGGUGAAGUUCUACCCGCAGGAGCCAAUCAAGAUCAAGGAAGAGCUGACAAGGUAUCUUCUGUACCUGCAGUUGAAGAGAGACGUGUACCACGGUAGGCUGUUAUGUCCGUUCGCUGAUGCUGCGUAUCUUGGAGCCUGUAUAGUACAGGCUGAGCUUGGGGACUACGAUCCUGAAGAACAUCCAGCAGACUACAUCAGCGACUUCAAGCUCUUCCCCAAACAGUCACUCAAGCUAGAGCGCAAGAUCAUGGAGAUCCAUCAGAAUGAGCUGAGGGGACAGUGUCCUGCCCUUGCAGAGUUAAAUCUUCUUCAGAGGGCUCACACACUGGACACAUAUGGAGUCGACCCACACCCCUGCAAGGAUUUCACAGGAUCCACAGCCUUCCUGGGAUUCACUGCAAGAGGGUUUGUGGUUUUCCAGGGAAAUAAGAGGAUCCACCUUUUAAAAUGGGCAGAUGUCAGCAAAUUUAAGUUUGAAGGCAAAACGUUUUAUGUGAUUGGAGUGCAAAGAGAGAAGAAACUGGUUCUUACGUUCCACACCUCCACACCAGCAGCCUGCAAACACCUGUGGAAAUGUGCCGUGGAAAACCAGGCUUUUUACAAAUGUGCAAAGUCCAGUCAGAUCAAAACUGUGUCCAGCAGCAGUAUAUUUUUCAAGGGAAGCAGAUUUCGCUACAGUGGUCGGGUGGCUAAAGAAGUCAUUGAAGCCAGUUCAAAGAUUCAGAGAGAACCUCCUGUUGUACACAGGUCUCAGUUUGGUCAAAGCAGAAGCUUUACUUCUCUCAGUCAUAAACAACUGAUAAUGAACAUGGAGCCUCUUCUACCAGCACUGAGCUCCAGCAGGGAAAACAGAGACUCCUCAGCAGACAACGGACUGUCGGCUUUGAAAGACUCAGUUCAUCUGUCCCCGCUGAAACCGUCGGUCACUCCUGAGGAGGUGGAGAUGGAGGAGAGGGAAAACCACGUUCAGGAAAGACGUGAAGACGAAGCAGCCAACAGGACGAGAGUGGAUGAGGAAAGGAGAGAGAUACACGUCGACAAUGAAGAUGAAGCAUGCUCUGCUCUCACCAUAUCUGACACCGCGUACAGCCCGUGUGCCAGCAUGGUGCCGACACCGGUGGAGGAGAGCCAGGGCGGCCUAGACCUGCUGUUUCAGAGUCCUGCUCGCCUGCUGAAGGAGCUGCACGCUGACCCAGAAAUGCAGGUGGAGCUCCAGGCCGAGAGGGAGAGGGAACUUGCCAGAGAGGCGUAUCGUCAGUCGCUGUGCAACCCGUCGAGUGGACGGCAACAGAUGCAGGCCUGUCUGCGCAGUGCCGCCCGUCUUGUGGUGAUGGCCACGGGUCUCCUCAUGAUUCUUCUUCCCCUCCUCCUCGUGCUGCUGGAGUCAGACCUGGACAUCUCGUUCUUGCAUGACAUCCGGCAGACGCCCGAGUUUGAGCAGUUCCACUACGAGUACUACUGCCCCCUGCGCCGCUGGUUCCUCUGCAAACUGGAACUCAUGACGGAGCAGCUCUGGGGCGACUGAGGGGGACUACAGGGAACGGGGGGGCGGGAAUAUAAUGGACCGGACAGGUUUGCUCUCCUACAUCACAUGAUUUAUUCAUUCACACCCUUCCCGGAUAACGCCGAUACAUUCUCGUAGCAGUACCGGAGGCAGUUUCCUAGCAGUAGCGCUGUAGUUGUCUAGUGUUUUAGCCAUAGCGUUAGACAGCGGACAGCAGCACGGGCCUUUAAAUGGUGACGAGCACAGCUUUGGUAGAAAUGCUUUGGAACAUCAUACAUUUCAACAUUAACAAUGGAUAUGUAUGCUUUUUCAAUAUUUACAUUCAUUUCAUCUGCCUGUUUUCAUAAACCUGAAAAAGUGUGUCAAUCAGGGUCCAAAAUUAACUUUUUAUUGUUUCUUGAGCAGCAAAUCAGCAUACUGAAAUGAUUUCUGACUGGAGUAAUGAUGCUGAAAAUUCAGCUUUGACAUCACAGGAAUAAAUGACAUUUUAAAAUGUAUUGUAAUGGACAAAAGCUACUUUAAAUUGUAAUAACAUUUCACAGUAUUACUGUUUUACUGUGUUUUAAUCAAGUAAAUGCAGUUUUAGCCAUAUGAGUCAAUGUUUUUACAAAAGGAAUCAAUUCUUUUUAAUUCUUUUAAUCAAUUGUUUUGCUGGCUUAAUUUUGGACCCUGAUGCUGGUUUGAGUGUGAAAUCCUGUAUAAACUCAUAUGAAGAGUCCAUUUCAAAUGAUUUGAUGUCCUGAUGACUCAGUCGACCUCCAUAACAACACAAAUAAUGCACGCCAAAAUGUAGAAGAGGCACAGGCAAGUAAUGAGCUCAGACCCGCUUCCCUAAAUCAAGACUUAUUUUCUUAAAACUCAAAUCGCAGCCAUUAAGACGAGCAGAUUCUGACCUCAUAACACUGUAUUGGAAUAAAUUGCUGCCUCUCGCAGAGCAACACAUAGAUAUGACAAAGAGGGCAAGCUAUACAUGCUAAAACUUAAUAUCUGUUUUUAAAAAUUUUAUACAUUUUUAUGUGACGCUUACAGUUACUUAUAUUUUUCAGCAAAAAAAAAAAAAAAGCUUAAGUUAUCUUAUUUAAACUGAUUUACACAAAAAUGUAGGUGGUAUAGAAGUGAAAUAUUUUUAUUAUCACCAACAAUUUACCUUAAAAUGCUGUGCUGUGUUUUUUAUAUAGAAUAGCACAAACUAUAAAACAUUUUUUUUCCUCAGAUUUUCAGAUGUCAUGAGCAGAUGUAACAGCAGGUUGCUAGUACAUUUGAGAGGCUCUUUUGAAACUGAUCACUGUAAUCACACAACAUACAUAAACACAAAAUACAUAACCGAAAUGCAUGAAAAUGCCACAAAUCCAAAUAUUACAUACUGAAAGAACCUAAAUAUUGUGUCAAUAUCAUUAUGGGGAAGUCAAAAGAUUGAACGUAUUCAAACUAUGAAAUUGCAGAUAAUGAAAUAUAGUUUACAAACUAAGUCCAUUCGGCCCAAAAAAGUUGUCAAUGGAAAAGUUAUUUCAUUUGCACACCUAGCUUUUCUUUAUAGAUAUUAAUUUAUUUUUAAUGCAGGCUAUUUUGUAUGGAAGAUUGUUUCCUCCACAGGAUAAAAUAAAUAAAAAGCCAACUGCAACUUUUUACUUACUUUUCUGACUUGUUUAUAUAAACUCAGAAUUGCAAAUGAGAUAAACUCUGAAUUGUCUGAGAGUCUGAAAGAGUCUGAAUUGUGAGAUAUAAACUCAAAUUGAGGAAGAAAGAAUCUGAAUAAUAAACUAGGAAAAAGAGUCUGAAUUAAGAGAUACAAAUUCACAAAUUUGAAUAAAAAGAGUCUAAAUUAUAAGAUAUAAACACAUUUGACAAAAAAGUCUAAAUUGUAAGAUAGAAACUCAGAAAUUUGAGGAAAAGAGUCUGAAUUGUGAGAUAUAAAUUCGCAAAUUUGAAUAAAAAGUCUUUUUCUUUUUUUUUAUAAGAUAUAAACAAAUUUGAUAAAAGGAUUCUGAAUUGUGAGAUAAAUUCACAAAUUGAGGGAAAAAAGUCUGAAUUGUAAGGUAUAAACUCAGAAAUUUAAGGAAAAGAGUCUGAACUGUGAUAUAUAAACUCGCAAAUUUGAGGAAAAUGAGUCUGGAUUAUAAACACUUUUUUUUUUUUUUAAAGUCUGAAUUGUGAGACAUUAAUUUGCAAAAGUUAGUUUGCAAAAGUCAGAAUUAUAAGAUAUAAACAAAUUUGAAGAGUCUGAAUUAUGAGAUAUAAACUCACAAAUUUGAGGAAAAAAGUCUGAAUUUGUGAGACAUAAAUUUGCAAUUGUGAGAAGAAAAGUCCAAACUGUGAUAUACACUUGCAAAUUCAAGGAAAAUAGUCUGAAUUGUCAGACAUAAACUUGCAAAUUUGAGAAAAAUGUCUGAAUUACGAUAAACUCACAAAUUUGAAAUGUUUUAUUUAUUGGUGAAAAAAAAACCUGUACAAUAUUGCAAAAUGUUAAUUAAAAAUUCUGAGGAAAAAAAACCCUGAAUUGCAAGGUAUAAACACCAUUAUUUAUUUAUUUAUAUUAAUUCUGUGGUAGAAAAAAAAAUCAUCGAUAAUCAGUGAGAGGUUUUAGUCAUUCGUGCAAACAAUUUUUUUUCUCUUUUGAUUGAAUUGAUUAAAUCAUGGAAAUGAUUUGUUCCGGUUUAACUUCCCUUUGGAUCUCAUGUUCACAGCGCAGCACAUUAACUAAUCAAAUUAACGCGGCUACUUGUGAUGCAAAUCUGAUGUGACGUCACAUCUGUUGCUGAGGUGAUAGCAAAAGGGCUAAUGACACAAUUCUGUCAAUGCAUCACACUGUAGUUUGAAUCCAGUUCAACGUGAACCCCGAUCUCUGAUAUUUACCGUCUAACAGCAGGUGGCGCUCUCAGGAACGAAUGUCAAAUACAGAAGGAUCUUUAAAAAAGCUCUUUAUUUUCUGAUAAAAAAAGAAAACAAAACAAAUAUGCAUAUUAGCAUACAGGCAUUUAUAUGGCUACAUUACCAUAAAGUAAAUAUUUGAUUGCUAUUGUAUGUUAUUUGUGGCUCAUUGUGUGGUUGAUAUUCAUACUGACUCAUUUAUUCACCAAUACAAUAUGUGCAUCAGAAUCAGAAUAACACCAACAUACUGCAUACGCUUGUGAUUCAGUAUUCAUCACUGUAAAUUAACAGCUCUUUUUCUGAUAUAUCAUGAAUAUAUUUUUUUUGUUUUGUUUUGUUUUUUAAUUGCAUACUGUUUACACUACCAGUCAAAAACUUGGACACACUUAAUUUGAAUUUAUGUCAUGAUCAGUUAAUCAAUAUGCAAAAUUACCACAAAUGUAUAUAGAAUAAUAAUAAUAAUUCAUACUGAUAUUUCAUUAAUAUUUGAAAAAUAUACAUUUUGGGUUUAUAUCAAGUAUCUUUAACUACUACGUAUUCAAAUUUAUUUGAAUCUUGUGAUACAAUGCACUUAUAACAUAUAUACAGUAUGUAUACAUAUAUAUAUAUGUAUAUAUAUAUGCAACCAAUAGUAAAUGAAAAUAAGCUGAAAUAUACAUUUGAUUUGCCAUGCUACAAUUGGUCACUACUAAAUAACUGUUAUAUUUACAUUUUAUUAACAGAGAAGAAAAAGUGUGUCCAGACUUUUCACCGGUAGUUUAAACAUCCACAUACACUGAAUAUAGAUAUGUGCAUUAAAAAACUGACUGGUUCUGUUUGAGUUUCACUCUUCUGCAUGUGUAUAACGUCUGUAAAUACUGUGAAAAAAAAAGAAAACGUCAUUCUCAUUUCUCACAUGUCUGACCUCAUGUAUCCAGCUAGCUCAUCUAAGUCUUAUUUCUAUAUGAUCAUAGGACUAUGAAAAGGACAUGAAGGCUUUUUUUUUUUCUUUUGUGUCGUGUUCAGGUUUCUCUGGACUUUCAGCUCAGGGUUGAGUCAUAUUUAUUGAUGGAUUCAUAAAGAAGCCAAUAACAUAAAUACAACAUUAAUGCUUAGUUCUGAUGCUGCUGUCAAUGUCGUAGCUCUCAUUGUAAUAAAAACAUGACAUGUGUGGACAAUGUAGAUAAUAGAUAGUCAUGCUUUGUGCUUUAAUGUGUGUUAUCAUGACCAAUGAAAGCAGAGAAGCAGUGGCCACAUUCAAUCAAACUGCUAUGAAGCCAGUGCUUCAGUGACGGAUAGACUGUGCUCUUCAUUCGCUCAUGACAGGCAAUGGCAGGUUGAUUGAAUUUGCCCAUUAACCUGAACAUCUCUUAUCGUAUAUCGUAGUGUGGCAAAAUAUAGAUGUCCGAACUCAUUUUAAUUGGCUAGAGGGUGAACAUAUUUCAUUUAGCAUUCAGAAAUGUCAUGCACUGAAUUUGUGUUUAUUGUUUUUGUAGCCUUGCUAUUCUGUUGCAUGAUGGGACAACAAAAAUACUUUAACUGAAUCCUUUGUUUUGUCUCAUAUGUUUGGUAGAACUGUGAUUUUAUUUGCCUACAAAGCUGAACACUAAUAGAAAUGGGAAUUAUGUUUUUAAGUUUUUCAUUUUUAUCCCAGCAUUUGUUGACUGAACAACAGUUUUUAUUUUUUCAAACAUCCAUUAUUAAUUAAUCAAUCCUGUUUGGUAAAUUACGAUAUUUCAGCAUUUGUUAAAUGAAGUGUUUCUGGUGAAUUUUUACAAGUCCUGUCAAAAACAUCAUAUCAGGGUCAUAAUUUACCCCAAAAUCAAAAGAAUGUUUUGCUAAAUAUUAAUAUGAAUUAUUAUUGUUAUGAAAAUGACGCCUAUAUAACAUAUUGCGAAAAGAAAAAUGAAAUUGUGCAGUAUUUCUACAUCAUCUCAGUGUUUCUGAUUAAAAAACCUAAACAUUGUUUGUGGACAGCAUGGUUUUCAUUGCUCUCAUUACAGUAAUGUUUAUAUAAUGAGAAUCAUCAUUGAAAAUAAUGAGAAUUACAAACAAACGAAAACAUCCGGCUGCAUUACAGUAAUGAGGGUUUGUGAAGGAAAUGUCCUUAAUUAUCAUGACAAUACUGUCACAGUGCAAAGAAAUCUUGAUGGGUUCAUAAAUAAUGUAAAAUUUAUUGUAUUUUUUUUUUAAUGUGUUUUCAGGAUGAAAUAUGACUUGGAAAAGAAAUUCAGCCCUUUGGAUGACAGUAUAGAGUCUGUUAAUUGUAUAUGCUGUGAUUAAAAUCAAUUGUCUUUUGAAGAAACAACAACAACAAAAAAAAAAAAAAAAAUAGAAAAAGCAACAUUCACUAAUUCUUGUCAUUUACUUUUAGAUCUUGAUCAGCAUUUUGUGUUAAAAACACCCAGAUGAUUCUUACAUAACAUGAAAACCAUCCAUUGCCCUUUAAAAACUGAUAAUUAUAUAGUGAAAAAAGAAAAUAUGCAAAUUGCAAACAUCUGGAAAAUGCUUGUACAUGUUUUGUUUUUGUUUUUUUCUUUAGAGGUUUGAGAUCUUCUUGAGUGUUUGGUGAUUUCACGGCAUAUGUGAAGUGUUUUGUUUGCAUGUUUAGCAGCAUUUUUAAUGUUUCAGUUUAAAACAGUCUGUCAUUUAAUUUCAAAAUACAACUCUGGGAGUAUCAGAAAAAAAAAUCAGUUUCCAGAUUCACUGGGAAUCGCCUUAUUAAAUUUGUAAAGUGAUUUUUGAUUGUUUAUAUGUUCCAAAAAACUGAAUUGUUUUAUAUGUUAGUACUGCCACAAUAAAACUGGAGUGAAAACA